UGCGUUUAAGGUUAGAAUUUACGCGAUAGCUUGUAUUUUGUUUAUUUUGGUUUAGUAUUAAUUAUUUCAAUUGAAAAUAACAUUACAAUGAGUUUACCCACAGACUUCGGGCCGGAUUCAGGUGGACGAAUAAAGGGUCUUACAAUCGUCAAACCAAUAGUCUACGGCAACAUAGCAAGGUAUUUCGGCAAAAAGCGAGAAGAAGACGGGCACACGCAUCAAUGGACGGUGUACGUGAAGCCUUACGCGAACGAGGACAUGUCGAAUUACAUCAAGAAAGUGAACUUUAAAUUGCAUGAGAGCUACGCGAAUCCGAACAGGAUUGUGACGAAGCCGCCAUAUGAGCUCACGGAGACGGGGUGGGGAGAGUUCGAGAUCGUUAUCAAGCUGCAUUUCCAUGAUCCUAAUGAAAGACCUGUAACACUCUACCACAUCCUCAAGCUCUUCCAGUCGCCAGCCUCCGAGGGAGCUCCUCCGACGGUCGGCCGAGCGCUAGUUAGCGAGUCCUAUGAAGAGAUUGUGUUUCAAGAGCCAACGCAGCUGAUGCAGCACUUGCUUACCACGGUCAAACCGGUUACCAACGGCCCAUGGACUCAUGACACUAACUUUGAAGAAAAGAGAAAAACACUAGAAAAGAUCAUAGCAGCGCAAGCCAAGGUGCGAAAUGAGAUCGCCGAGCUGAAGGAAAAGUUGCAGCUAGCCAAGGAAACCGGGGCCAAGUUUAAGGAGGAAAUCGCUAAGCUGCAGAACAGCUCGUCGUUGCUCUCUGUUAUAUAGGGACCAUACAUACAAUAUGUCGUUUCAUGAAUGCUGGCACAAAUGGAAUGAACAAAUUUUUAUUAUAGGAGUGACACAUAAACUCUUAAGAGCCGCCAUUUUAUUGUUAUUCUGUCACAAAGAUAGACAUUUUCAUUCACUUCGUUCUAUUAGUGCUAGCUCUUGUGAAUUGACCUUUAGCACAGUAUAAUAA
This is a messenger RNA of Leguminivora glycinivorella, 970 nucleotides long. It is a transcript of the gene Gas41, whose product is annotated as YEATS domain-containing protein 4-like. Gene Ontology annotation, biological process: regulation of DNA-templated transcription. The record is from RefSeq and is a predicted model, not a curated record. NCBI's taxonomy places the organism in Eukaryota, Metazoa, Arthropoda, Insecta, Lepidoptera, Tortricidae.